Molecule: messenger RNA, 5814 nt
Organism: Onychostoma macrolepis
Lineage: Eukaryota; Metazoa; Chordata; Actinopteri; Cypriniformes; Cyprinidae
Gene: slc22a23b
Product: solute carrier family 22 member 23
Exons: 10
Coding region: 490-2286 (598 amino acids)
Biological process (GO): transmembrane transport
Cellular component (GO): membrane
Molecular function (GO): transmembrane transporter activity
Source: RefSeq, a predicted model, not a curated record
CGUCCAAUCACACACACCGGAGGACAGAUCAUGCGAAGAGGGCGGAUCUUGCGUUUGGAUGCGUUCGGUGCGCGAUCGCCGGUGCAAACGGCGCGCUGAGGGACCAAGCCUUCGCUACUUAGGGGUUAUUUAUGAGCUAGUGCGCGGCCGCUGGGUGGUAUCGGCUCAGCAGCAUCCCUGAUGUGAGUACAGCGUGAUUCAAGCAUGGAUACGCGGGCCACACCUGUACGCCAGCUGCGUUACCUGCGGACCUGUUGGAGACCACCGGGCACAGACGCGCAGAUCUGGGCAUCCUGCAGCGCGGCGAUGGCGUUGUGACCACCGGGUUCGACAAAGACCUUAUGGGGCCCCUUGCGCAUCAUCGCGCCCGCUGGAUUAUCAUAGCUCGGAUUCGGAGUGGGUUCCGUUCAGACCGGAUUUACACCGAACCUCAGCGUGUGUGAGUGUGAUUUUGAGACAAAGAAGACCCUCCGCGCAAACUGACGCGCUAUGGAUGCGGUUCAACUGGAUGGGCUCAACCCACCACCGGCGGAGAACGGCAGUGUGUCGCAGUCUGAGCCGCACAAGCGGCUCUCGCAGGUGGACACGGUGGUUCUGCCGUUCCUCGGCGGGUUUGGGAGGUAUCAGCGGCGCUUGGUGGCUCUAACGUGGAUCCCGGCGUUCCUCAUCUCGUUCAGCCAGUUCUCGGAUCACUUUCUGCUCGGUCAACCGGACAGAAAGUGCGUCCGUCCGGAUCAGAACAGAACGAGUUCGGCUCGGAUGAUUUUCGAUCUGAUCGCGACCGGGAACGACGCCGCCGCCGCCGCCGAGGGCAGCAACGUAACGGAGUGCAUGUGCUCUGAGUGGCGGUUUGAGCUGCAGUCGGGACUGCAGCAGAAUGUAGUCACCAAGUGGGCGCUGGUGUGUGACGGCGAGUGGAAGGUUCACAUCGCUAAGUUCUCUCUGUUGGUGGGCUCUAUCUUCGGAUACCUGCUGAUGGGAGCGAUGGCAGACUGGUUGGGCCGUAUCCCCGUGCUGCUGGUGUCUGUGCUGUCUGUGCUGGUGUUCGGUUUGGCCGUGGCCUUCUCCGUGGAUAUGGCCAUGUUCAGCACGCUGCGCUUCUUCGAAGGCUUCUGUCUGGCGGCGAUCAGACUCUCGCUUUACGUCCUCAGGAUCGAGUUGUGUUUGCCGGCGUGGCGUUUCUCCAUGACCAUGAUCGCCAGCCUGAUCAUCGUGGGGGGUCAGCUGCUGAUGCCCGGUCUGGCGGCGCUGUGCCGUGAUUGGCAGGUCCUGCAGAUCGUCAUCAUCGCCCCGUUUGUGCUCAUGCUGCCCUACGUCUGGAUGUUUCCGGAGUCUCUGCGCUGGCUGUUGGUCACUCAGCAUUAUCAAAGAGCCAAGCGACAGAUGUACCGCAUCGCCCAUAGCAACAGCGUCGACACGGCAACCGACCCCAGCGGCAUCCUGUCAGAGCUGGAGACUGAACUGCAGCAGAAGCCGAAGACGUUCUGCGUGACGCAGCUCACCGGCACCAGAAACCUGUGGAAGAACACCGUGGUUCUGUGCGUUAACUCGUUGACGGGUUACGGCAUCCAUCACUGCUUUGCGCGCAGCGUUCUGGAGGGCAGCGCGACUCACCUGCACUAUUACGCAUUAGCGGCGAUCGCCGUCGCGUCCUGCAUGGUGCUGUUUCCGGUGGUGGCCGGCUUCGGCCGGAGAGGAGGACUGCUCACCUUCAUGAUCAUCACGGCUCUGGCGUCGCUGCUGCAGCUGGGAUUGCUCAACCUGAUCGGCAAGUACAGUCUAUGGCAUGAUGCAGCUCUGCGGGACACGCUGAACCAGCGCUUCUCGUAUGCGUUCUCCAUCAUCGGGAUGUUCUCAUCUCAUGCUGUCAGCACACUCAGCAUCUUCUACUGCGCAGAGAUCACGCCGACGGUCAUCAGGGGUGGAGGUGUGGGUCUGGUCCUAGCGAGCGCAGGUUUCGGUAUGCUAACAGCGCCGCUGAUGGAGCUCCACAAUCAGAAGGGUUUCUUCCUGCAUCAUGUGAUCUUCACCUGCUGCACUCUGCUCUGCAUCAUUUGCAUACCGUUGCUCCCGGAAACCGCCGGCCAACCGCUGCCUGAGUCUAUCGCUGAGGGGGAGGGGCUUCUGCGGCGGCCCAUCCUCCACGGAGAACAGCACCACCUACUGGCCAGAACCGAGGUCAGGGAGUAUUCGCGCGUUCAGGACACGCCCCUUCACCAGGUCGUCAACCCCGGCAACGGCUCGGUGCCUAGCAACAGCACAGCCAAUGGCGUAAGGACUUCAUGACGCGGUUUGCUAAGGACGGCCGAACGAAGAGCGAUUGUCGAGAACGAGUUUCACUCAUUCGUUUUUUUAAACUGCGAAAUGCGACUGAUGUCGUGGUAAAGUGUCAAAUGCCUCAUUAACCAGCAUCAGUGAAAAAUUCCUACCAUUGUACAAACUGGAAAUGUUAUUUUAACUUGCAUUCAGCGAAAGGAGCUCUAUUUUUCGAACGGCCACUACAGAACAACAACCUCACGGAAGAGUUUCACUGAUUUGAAUGUGUUUUUUUUUGUAUGUUUGGUAAAUGUUUGGUAUUUAUUAUAAGAACAGAAUAACGUUGACAGUAAGAAAUGGCGGACUUCAUUCAUGUACGGGAGAUUGUAUCCACCACAGGAUAAAAAAAAUUAAAAAAGGUAUUUGUGACUUUCUCUCACAGUCACAACUCCGACUUUUUUCUCGCAAUUCUAAGAAAACAGUGUGCAAUUCUAAGUAAAAAAAAAGAAAUUGUAUAAUAAAAUGAUUUGGAGAAAAGUCAGAAUCGCAAGACAAAAACUGAGAAUCGCAAGAUUUAAAGUUGCAAUUCUGAGAAGUCAAAAUCACAAGUAAACUGGCAAUUUUGAGAAAAAGUCAGAAUCGCAAGAUAAAAACUGAGAAUCGCAAGAUUUAAAGUCGCAAUUCUGAAAAAAGCCAAUAUCGCAAGAUAAAACUUGCAAUUGAGAAAAAAGUCAGAAUCGCAAGAUAAAAACUGAGAAUCGCAAGAUUUAAAGUCGCAAUUCUGAAAAAAGUCAGAAUCGCAAGAUAAAAACUCGCAAUUGAGAAAAAAGCCAAAAUCGCAAGAUAUAAACUCGCAAUUGAGAAAAAAGUCAGAAUCGCAAGAUAAAACAUGGGAAUCGCAAAAAUUAAUGCCGCAAUUCAGAGAAAAGUCAAAAUUGCAAGAUUUAAUGUAGCAAUCCUGGGAACAGUCAGAAUCGCAAGAUAUAAACUCACAAUUCUGAGAAAAAAAGUUAGAAUUUUGAGUUAAAAAGUCACAAUUAACUUUAGUAACUGAGUUUAGACAAAAAAAACCCCUCAGAAUUGUGAGUUUGGAAAGUCUGAAUUAUAAAGUCAUAAUUAAAGUCUAAAUUAUGAGAUAAAAUUGUAAUUCAGGAUAAAAAGUCAGAAUUACGAGUUUAUAUCUCAUAAAGAUGCCUCGCGAUUCUGUAAAAAAAAAAGUUGCAAUUACUUUUAAAAAAAAUUUUGAUCCUUUGGUGGAAACAAGCUAAACAACAAAUGCAUUUCAUGAAUGAAGUUCGCUGUUCGUGUGCACCUCACUAUGUUCAGGUUUUUUUAGUCUGUCCGUUUUGCACUAAAACUAGAAAAGCAAUCACGAGUCGGCCAGAUGAAUCUGAACUGAACGUGUGUGAAACCACGACUGGACAGAUGAUGGCUGUAAAAAAAAAAAAAAAAACAGAACAAAAACAACAGCACAACUUAAUGGUCUGCUCUUAACCCUUGUGCGUCAAUUUAAAAAAAGUUACACAGAGGUCCUUAGAAGACAAAAAAAAAAAAAUCAUAAAAAUACGAUAUACUAAUUUUUUCCCCGCUUUCACUGACAUAGAUCUUGUCUUGAUCAAAACUAUCAAAAAUAAGUAAUUUUCAUGAUUUUAACCCUUUAAAUGCUAGUUUGUUUAUAUAUUGCCACUGUUGUUUUUAAUUAAAGAUGAAAUUAAUUAUUUUCCAUAUACUAAAUACUAAGAUUUUAUAAUUUUUUUUACAGUCUUGGAUAUGUCAGUGAUUAGCAAAAACAUUAAUGUUGAUGCAUUAUUUUGUGCAGUGUCAAAAAAAAAUUAUAUUCAAUUUUAUAUUUUUUUUUAGGCAGAAGCAGAAAAUCAGGUGGAAAAUCAUAAGAAAUUAAAGAAUUUUAAAAAUAGAAAAAAUUGCCAACAGAGUGAAAGCCUAUUAACAAAGAAUGCAUGCUUUUAUGCUUAAAUAGCAUUGGGAUUAAAUAUUGCAGUUUUAAUGGGUUUCAAUUGGGACAUUUUUGUCAAUGAGGUCCUGAGUGCAACUAUUUUUGUACCUAGUAUAAAAUAGAUUUAAGAAAGGAAAUGAGGGUGAAAUAUUAAGAUUAUAAUAAAACUACACAUUUUUGACUAAAUUUACACUGUUUGAAUUAACACACUCAAAAUGAUUAAAAAACAAACAAACAUGAAAAAGACUAAAAGUCCCCAAGGACGUGCAAGGGUUAAUAUGCAAACAUUUAUAAACUCAAUAACCACAGUUACAGGGGUGAAACCUGCCAGGAAAGUGUCACGGGACACAUUUCACAUCAAAAAUGAAAAGAAAUACAAUACAGAUGAAAAAUAAACGAGAUUUCGCAUCAAGAAAAUGAAGCUUUUUUUAGAUUUGAAAUGCUAAUACGUAAAAAUGUCAUUAUAUUACAGUAAUGAGAAUUUAAUGACAAUCAUUAGAAUAAUAAAAACAGAAAGAACAAAAGUGUAAUGUGCAGAUGCAUUACGAUAAUAAGAUUUUUUUAUUGCAUUGUGGUAAUGAGAUUUGUCAGAAGGGGAGAAAAUGAAAAUAAUGUCACAGUGCAGAAACAGGCUUCAUUUUAUGAAUUCAUUUUUACUUUUGGUGUGAAAUGUGACCCAGACAUUCACUUGUUUCAUAAAUGCGAACUCGGGCUGACGUGGAGCACGACCACUAGAAGGGCUGCUGAUUGUUUUCAAUGUAUAUUUAGCAAUUAUUAUUAUUAUUAAUGUGUAGAGUAGCGGUGGAGUAACUUGAACACCACAGAGCUCCUGUUUAUCCUCGAACUACUGAAUAAGAAACCAAAUUAAGAACAAAAACAGUCUCCAGGACGUCAAGGUUUUAAACAGUGAUUGCAGGUAUUGUGUGUGUGUUUAUACAGGAUUCUGGGAUAUAUAUAUAUAUAUAUAUAUAUAUAUAUAUAUCUAUCUCUGAAUAUAAGUUGUCAUUUCACUUCCUAAUGGCAGGAGUAAUAGUGAAUAAUCAGAAAUCCAUAGCACUCCAUAAUACUUCAAACACUGAUUAAAGCACAUCGUAAGAGCACAUAUGAGUCAAUCUCACAAAGCAAACAACAAUUCCAGGUCAUAUUUCACCCCAAAAAUAACAAAAACAAAAUGGCCAAGUAUAUUUUUCUUAAAGAAGCCUAUUUUUAGGACUAAAAAUAUUAUUUUAAUGUGAAAAAAAAAAAAAGUAUUUAAAUUUGUCAAGCACCCUUGUAGGUAUGCAUUACAAACAAAACAACAAAAUCUUAAUUAUGAAUGAAAAUAUAUUAAAAAUGAUAAAAUGUGUCACGAUGCGAUGAAAUCUGAAGUAUUUUAAAAAAUAAAAAAUAAUUUUGAAUUUGGCAUGAAACAUGACCUGGACACGCGUUAAUGAGAUUCACUCAAACGCAGGAGACUGAAACAUUGUAAAGCAUCAGUGUAUUUUUCUGUAUUUGACUCUCGCGUGUCAUUUUGACGAUUAAGAUUAAAUGAGAAUUUCAUACAUGUUAAUAGUCCAUUUGAAGACAUUGCACUUGUAAAUAAAUUCCGUUUUUUUAAUACAGUA